This is a messenger RNA of Schistosoma intercalatum, 873 nucleotides long. The record is from the annotation of a GenBank genome assembly. NCBI's taxonomy places the organism in Eukaryota, Metazoa, Platyhelminthes, Trematoda, Strigeidida, Schistosomatidae.
AUGAAAUUGGAUCCAAAUUUGAAUACAAAUGUUGUUUUCGACUGUUAUUUUCAGCACGCCAAAAAAAUUCAAAGUUUAAAAGGUUUAGUUUUACCAUUUUAUUAUAAACUGAUUAAAUCAACACUUCAGUAUCAACAAAAUACUGCAAAAGACUCAGACUCUUUUAAUUCAGUUAAUGUAACUGAGUGUAUUGAAUUGAAGGAUACUAAUUUGAACAUCAAUAAUCAACAAAGUGGAACAAUGAAUUCAAGUUCAAGAAAUUCACAUUUACCACCAUUAAAUCGACUUACCGUUAUCUCUCAAGAUGACUUUCAUCAGUUAUGUGCUCUUCUGGAGUUUCGCGGUUAUUUUCUUAUUACAUAUACAAACAAUCGUUCGAAAGAGACAACCUGUUAUCGAAUUCCUAUCGAUUUGACAGAGAAAUAUUCUUCAAAAGAUGAGAUUUCUUACAUUUUGGAUAAAUCUUUAUUGAUGAAUCAUAACAACACAAACAGCAAUAUAUCGGAUAAUAACAGUAAUAACAAAUCAAAAAUACCAUAUGGUGAGCCAGAUAAUUUGAUAAUAGUAACAACGAAUUCAUCAUGCUGUGACAAUUUUCUUCGAUGUUUCUCUCUUCCACUCAAUUCUAGUGGAAAUGAGAACAGUUUGAUAAGAGAUUGGACAAUUGAUUUUUACUGGAACCGUACACCAGAAAUGUACGAGUUUGGUGAAGAGGGUUGGAGUAGUGUUGGUUCACCUGUUGGCGCAUUAUCAGGUGUUUAUGAUCUGGUUGAUGUGAAACUAAAGUAUCGUUUUGACAGAAAUUCUGGAUUUGACUUUCUAAUAAGUGGAAAUGAUGGUCCAGGUGAACAAAAGAAUAUUUUGUCAAAUUAA